Coregonus clupeaformis (lake whitefish) is the source of this 1488-nucleotide messenger RNA. Its product is annotated as MOB kinase activator 3B-like. NCBI's taxonomy places the organism in Eukaryota, Metazoa, Chordata, Actinopteri, Salmoniformes, Salmonidae. The record is from RefSeq and is a predicted model, not a curated record. The transcript has 4 exons. The coding region runs from base 97 to 1077 and encodes 326 amino acids. Gene Ontology annotation, molecular function: protein kinase activator activity. Gene Ontology annotation, cellular component: nucleus; cytoplasm. Gene Ontology annotation, biological process: positive regulation of protein phosphorylation; signal transduction.
UCAGAAUUUACAAAUCAUACAUGAAUAUAAUGCGAAAGGAGAAUUAGGUGCAAGGAAGAUCUCCUUAGCCAGGCAUGUUGUUUGUUUUGGGAUAUUAUGGAAAAUCAGGGAACACGCCAAGAUUGCUGCCUCAACUGGAUGCUGAAAGCUUGUAACACAAAAUUGAAAAGGUGUCCAGAUGCGACGCGCCAAACAGUAAAGGUUACCCUCCUGUACCCCUCUUCCCUGUCAUCUCAUUCUGCUCCUCCUGCACUUCCUGCUCAUCCAGAACCGACUAUUGGUACCGUUGGAUCCUCCCUGGGGUCCCCAACCCCCACUCGGGCGGUUGACAAAUCCCCGCUUAUCCCCUCCUCUCUGCUCCCCCGGUCCCCGUCCCUGAACCUCUUCUCCCCGUUCCUUGACCCACUGGCCCCCGUCCCUGGCAACAUGUCCAUUGCCCUGAAGCAGGUCUUCAAAAAGGACAAGACCUUCCGGCCCAAGCGUAAGUUUGAGCCGGGGACGCAGCGCUUCGAGCUGCAUAAGAAGGCCCAUGCGUCGCUGAGCUCCGGCGUUGACCUGAGGGCGGCGGUAGCUCUGCCCCACGGGGAGGAUCUGAACGACUGGGUGGCCGUGCACGUGGUCGACUUCUUCAACAGGAUAAACCUCAUCUACGGGACGGUGUGCGAGUUCUGCACGGAGAAGAGUUGUCCGGUGAUGUCCGGGGGGCCGAGGUAUGAGUACCGAUGGCAGGACGAUCACAAGUACAAGAAACCCACGGCUCUACCGGCUCCCAAGUACAUGAACCUGCUGAUGGACUGGAUCGAGGUCCAGAUCAACAAUGAGGACAUCUUCCCCACCAGCGUAGGUAUCCCCUUCCCCAAGAACUUCAUCCAGAUCUGUAAGAAGAUCAUCUGCCGUCUGUUCCGGGUGUUUGUCCACGUCUACAUCCACCAUUUUGACCGUAUGAUGCUGAUGGGAGCUGAGACCCACGUUAACACCUGCUACAAGCACUUCUACUGCUUCAGCACAGAACUCAACCUCAUAGACCGCAAGGAGCUGGAACCACUGAAAGAUAUGACGUCUGGGAUGUGUCAGUGAGGUGUUGUAGCAGAACCACUGGGGCUGCCGAUGAACUCCGAACUCCGAACCCUGCUCUGUUCUGUUGGCAUGGCAGGAGGUUACCAUGGAUAUGCUGUGGGAGGGUCCAAUGAGCAUGCCUCUGAAGCUUGAUGACAUCAUCACUGUGCGUCUGGUAGCCGGAGAAGAACCUGUUACUUGCAGAUACGCCUGCCUGGCUUGAUCCACACUGUAGCAGAGACAGGCUCUACUGUAGUUUGUCAUGUUAAGGAACUCUCUCUAUAACACCACAUCACUGAGGAGGAGCUGAUUAACUAAUGUUUGCAUGAGUUGAUUAUGUUCUAUAUGAGAGUAGGACUACUAGGACCACUUACUGGCUGAUUGACUGGCUGGCUUACUGGCUGAUUGACUGGCUGGCUCGCUGGCUGGCUG